CCCAUCGGUCAUCGUCUCUUUCCCUUCGCCACCUGCUUGGUCGGGUUCAGCAGCGCUCGUUCUCCUUAAGCUUCACUCUGUCGUAGCAGAAGGCCUACCCCACAUUCAUUCUCAGUCGCUUCCUUCGAAGCUCUUGUAGCUCUCUCUGUUCUCGAUCGUCUUGCCGUUGCAACCCUCAAAUCCCAAGCAAAAUGCGCUUCAGUGUCGUCCUCUCCGCCGCUGCGUUCGUUCUCGGAGCCUUCGCGGCUCCUCUGGAGUUCCGUCAGGAAACCGUCAGUAACGUCAAGUGCACUGACCCCAACACCACCCUUGACUUCCAUACGAGCAACGUCGCACUCCUGCAGAUAUGCGGUGGCAUCGCGGGCACGAUUGAGAAGUGCGAAGGCGCGCCGACGUCGACGGUCGGCCAAUCGGGAGACGUCAAGUUCACUAUCAACCCCGUCCAAUCGGGUGCGACGAUCAACAUUAGCAAAGGGCGAUGGGAACAGGGCAUCAAAGCGGCGUUCGCCGUCUGCGGCCAGAACAAGCCGUUUACUGCGACGUUCACAGGAGGAGCGAGCACGGGCGAUGUGAAUGUUACAUACGCUUCUGCGUAACGGCAUGAACGUAGUCGUGCGCUGUCUGUUUCCAUUACUUCGUCGAGGCCAACAACUUCGUGGGAUUGGCGUUGUGCGAUAAAUCGGAAAGCUUGCCUUGCACAUGAGUUCGUCAUCGCGUAUAACAUAGUAUGUCGCGGUCGGGAACGUCAUGCAGUUGUGAUGCACAAGGAAACUUCCUAGGAGGUUAAAGAAAGCAACACGACGGAGGUGAACAUUGUGUGUGCUAUUUAUAGGUCACCACGUGGCGUAUACAUACCUCCCUUCACGCAGUAUCCUUCCUCUACCUCCCCUUCCACUCGUCGUUUUGCUCAUCAUCAACAUAAAUCUAGUCUGAU
Molecule: messenger RNA, 934 nt
Organism: Punctularia strigosozonata HHB-11173 SS5
Lineage: Eukaryota; Fungi; Basidiomycota; Agaricomycetes; Corticiales; Punctulariaceae
Exons: 3
Coding region: 192-596 (134 amino acids)
Source: RefSeq, a predicted model, not a curated record